UUCCCUUCGCGCGCGUGCGCACCGCCGAGCCGUUCCGCCGGCCGGGGGCUGCCCUGACUGGUCCUUGUUCGCUGCCGGAAGGUUCUGGCGCGUGUGGCGCACUCGGCGGCCGUUGUCGCCCUCCUCUUGCCCCCCUUCCGCCCGGAACCGGCUCGCGCUGCCUCUGCGUGGCCCGCGGGGCGGCCUCCCCCCCCCCCGCUCUCUCCCGGUGGAUUAACCCUCUCCUUCCCGGGCUGUGGCGGCGGCAUGGCGGACACGGCGCAGAACGGGCCCAUGCAGGGAGGCGCCGCGGGGGGAGCCGUGCAAUACCUGAUGGCUAAUAAACUGGACACGGCAAUGUGGCUGUCCCGGAUAUUCACAGUUUACUGCUCGGCGUUAUUUGUCCUGCCUCUUCUAGGAUUGCACGAAGCAGCGAGUUUCUAUCAGCGUGCCUUGCUGGCGAACGCCCUCACCAGCGCCCUCCGGCUUCACCAGAGGCUGCCGCACUUCCAGCUGAGCCGGGCCUUUCUGGCCCAGGCGCUCCUGGAGGACAGCUGCCACUAUCUCCUGUAUUCCCUCAUCUUUGUGAAUUCCUACCCAGUCACAAUGAGUAUUUUCCCUGUUCUGCUGUUCUCUUUGCUUCACGCUGCUACCUACACGAAGAAGGUCCUGGAUGCAAGAGGUUCCAAUAGUCUCCUUUUCCUGCGAAAUCUCUUGGACAAGUUAAACGCCAAUCAGCAGAACAUCCUCAAGUUUAUAGCUUGCAAUGAAAUCUUCUUGAUGCCAGCGACCGUGUUCAUGCUUUUCAGUGGGCAGGGAAGUUUGCUGCAGCCUUUCAUCUACUACAGGUUCCUCACGCUCCGGUACUCCUCCCGCAGAAAUCCUUAUUGUCGGACUCUCUUCACCGAGUUGCGGAUCGUUGUGGAACACAUCAUUAUGAAGCCGUCGUGUCCCGUCUUCGUGCGCAGGCUUUGUCUCAGCAGCAUUUCCUUUAUUAGCAGACUGGCGCCCACAGUCGCGUAGCUGGCUUCCGGGAAGCAGAUGGGUGUGUCUCUAACGAACAUUCGGAGCAGCUGGUAUUUCUGCUGGGGGUUUAUGAAAAUUUGGCAUCUCAGUCCAGGCUGUAUGAAAAUCUGUUGCUUCCCUCCCGAGAGCCUGUCCUGUGAAUUGUAUCCUGUGUUUAAACAAACGGGGGGGAUAAAAUUUAAUCUCCCCCCCCCCCAAGUGCUCCCACAGAGCAGAAAUGUUUAUUAGCAUCAAAAGGAAAUAUGUUUAAAAGUAAUAAAUUUCCUCUGACAAAAUCACUACGGUGAAUCUCAAGAGAACUUUGGCAUCUCUUUAAGCCCUGCCGUGAUUGCCCUGCCGUAGAUUUUGCCGUUUGGGAAUGCUGGUGAAUGCCAUACUGCAGGUCUCAUAUGCUUCUGGGAAUGGGGCUUGCUCUUAUAGAAGGUUUCUUCCAGUUUGGGACCUUUAAGUAACCCCAAAGAAUGCAUCCGUUUCCGUAGGGUUAUAAUACUGGUGGGUGAUGGGCCUGGGUGAGUGGAGAGAUCCAGUAACCCAAGGAGAGAUGGGCUUGUGGGCCUGGCGCUCGUAGUCUGUGGAGUCAUCACUAUUUAGAUCAUUACCGCAAUUAUUCAUGCCAAACGCUGGAUGUCUGGGCCCCUGUGGUGUCAUUGGGAUGAGUUGCAGGAAGGUGGGUUCUUUAGCUCUGUUGUUCCAUUCAGUUCUUUAUUGCCAACUGUUGGAUCAGAAAUGGAUUUCUGCUUCUCCUCCUUCUCCUGCAGUUUCCUCUCCUCCUCUGCCUGUUUCUGAAGCCACUUCUUCUCUUUAGCAGCCGUGAGUUAUCUUUGCAGGCGAGCAGCCUUCUCUUUCCAUUCACGCUCCCUAGCUUUCUCUUGUUCUCCCUCCUUUUUCCUCUGUAUCAGCCCCCGUUGUCUGCGUUUUAAUUCCAGCCGCAGAGCUCUCCGUUUAUGGGCUUUGAGCUCUUUGCCGCCGUUUUCACUUUUUCAUCUGCCGUUUUGUCUUUUUGUAACUCUUCAUUAUGCUGAGCAAGUUUUUGCUCAGGACGUUUUUUCUUCUCCCGUUCCCUCGGCUCCAUCCACUCACAAGGUUGCAGCACCCCGCGAAAGCACUCCUCACGCUUCCUUUUCCAAUUUUCCCGUCGCUGGAGCCCCCACAAGUUCAGGAACCCACAGACCCUCCAGAAAGCGAUUCAGAGAGCCCAGGUGUCCCGAAAAGCCAAGAAGACAGGGGGGCGGGCACGAGUGCAGGAGAACCGGGGAAGCUGGCACGUACCCGAGCACCGAGGGACCGACGGUGUCCUUCAGGCAAGCAUGAAGGCGAACGGGGAGUUUCGGGAUCUCCCAGAAGUGACCCCACCCCCGAAGACGCCCAGGCCACCCCACUUGGGAGGUGGGACCAGAGAGAUUGACAGGGAACUUUCCCAAUCAGCGGAUGACAGGGGAAAGGGGUGGAGUUCCCCGGGUGGAGGGAGAUAAAUGCGGGGAAGCCGAAAUGAGCCGGAGAGGAAAAGCGGAGGUGACGAGCAUUGGGAUAGAGAGAGAGCGAGAUCCGAGUACGCUGUCACUCCGAGAAGUGUUGUUGAGAGUGAUGUAACUCUCUCCAUUUCAAUUCUGAGGCUUUGGCUUCCCCUGUGGGACUUCAGACGACAUGGCGGAGGCACCCUUCCCCUCAGGAGAGGACCCCCGGCGUGACACCGUCUUUUCCUCCGCUUUCUGUUUUCCUCUUCUGCUCAGCCUCCUUCUUCUUUAAAUUCUCGAAGGGCUGCCUCUCCUUUUCCACAGGAUUGGUUCGGACAGGAGUGUUGUAUUUGAAGGAUAAUUUUAUGGCGCUUUCGUAUGUCCUCCUCUAAAGAUGUGAUUACAGAGAAGACAGGACCCCGGGUAUGCAGAAACACUCAAUGAGGUCUUCCACGUAGGUUUGUUCCUUCUUCUUUUGGAUGGUUUUAUAUCAAUUAAGGGGGAAAUAUAUUAACUUCCAGUGACAACAAAGUGAAUGUUCAGGAUGAAACGUUUGAAUGUAUUUUGAAAUUAUAUGGAACUGUAAGCAAGACAUUGCGGUUGAAUAUAAGGAUACAAUUUACUGAGGGAAAAGGAAGAGAGGCCUCAUCCAGGCGUUAACUUUGGGUAAUGAGUUGCCUUGGUUGUGCCCUCUUGGCCGUGAGCCGUUUCCAGCAGGAUUGGAUCAACACUUCUACUCUCUUGGUCGAGCAGCCUGUCUUCCCUCCAGUUGGCGUUUCUUGAUCCUAACCUGAACCAGCUCCAUGUUGCGUCCCCUCUGUUUUGGUUUUGCUGCUUACUGUGAUCUUCUUUCUCCAAAUAAACUUGUAUCU
This is a messenger RNA of Gekko japonicus, 3331 nucleotides long. It is a transcript of the gene TMEM33, whose product is annotated as transmembrane protein 33. The record is from RefSeq and is a predicted model, not a curated record. Gene Ontology annotation, biological process: membrane organization; endoplasmic reticulum tubular network organization. The coding region runs from base 247 to 1002 and encodes 251 amino acids. Gene Ontology annotation, cellular component: membrane; endoplasmic reticulum. Lineage: Eukaryota; Metazoa; Chordata; Lepidosauria; Squamata; Gekkonidae. The transcript is spliced from 7 exons.